Ceratina calcarata is the source of this 557-nucleotide messenger RNA. Its product is annotated as sex-regulated protein janus-A. Lineage: Eukaryota; Metazoa; Arthropoda; Insecta; Hymenoptera; Apidae. Gene Ontology annotation, cellular component: cytosol. The record is from RefSeq and is a predicted model, not a curated record. Bases 20 to 484 code for a protein of 154 amino acids. Gene Ontology annotation, biological process: peptidyl-histidine dephosphorylation. Gene Ontology annotation, molecular function: protein histidine phosphatase activity. The transcript has 4 exons.
UUGCUAAAUGUUUUUAUAAAUGGCCGUAAGUUUGUUGAAUCGGUUGAAUCUGAGAAUCGGAGCAUUGUACACCCGGCGUAUUAUUGUUGAAGCACUUCCGAAUAAUAGACAGCUUGCCACGAUGUCUGAAUCAUUGAAUGAGGUGCCUGAUGUAGACAUCGACGGUCACGGGAAGUUUAAAUACAUUUUAAUCAACGUUAAAGACGAAGCUAAUAAUGUUAACAAGUCCAUCGUUAGAGGUUAUGCAAGAGCUCAGUGGCAUGGCGAUAUCUUCGAUGAAGUUAACAAUAAAUUAAAAUCGAUCUCAGGUUUGACAACGAACUGUCUCGGCGGUGGAAGGAUUGAGCACGAUCCUGAUGAAAAAACCAUCAAAGUCUAUGGAUACUCUCAGGGCUUUGGAAAGGCGGAUCACGAGGUAUCCGUUGCUUUACUGAAGAAGAAGUACCCCGAUUACACUAUCACCUGCUCCGACGACGGAUACUAACGAGGAACGUUUUGACUAAUUUAUUUAAACAUGUUCAAUAUUUAAUUUAAUAAACAAAUUUUUACAAACCGAA